CUCUGGGACGCAGCAACAGGUGCCUGUACGGCGACGCUCAAGACCGACAGGGUUAUCGGGCACCUCACCUUUGACAGAACCUGUUCCUCUCUCCAUACAGACGUAGGCACUUUCACACUGAACAGCACGUCAUGGUCGUUAACAGUUUUGCCGGCGACGGCCACGCCGGCACCUGUAUUGAGGGCAGAACCUGGCCCCCUUUCACAACGCGGUGAUUGGCUCCUUGGGUUUAGCGCGGACAAUGCGUGGGUCACUUGGUUCUCGAGGAAGGUGUUGUGGCUGCCACCGACAUACCGGCCGGGAGUGUCGCAUGUGAAUAAAGCGACGUCGACAGUGGCUAUCGGAUGCCCGUCAGGACGAGUCUUCCUUCUUACAUUCUCCCGUGAUCAUUUGCCAUUUUAA
Chaetomium strumarium is the source of this 402-nucleotide messenger RNA. RefSeq lists its product as uncharacterized. The record is from RefSeq and is a predicted model, not a curated record. Lineage: Eukaryota; Fungi; Ascomycota; Sordariomycetes; Sordariales; Chaetomiaceae. The transcript has a single exon. The annotation marks the transcript as partial.